Nicotiana tabacum (common tobacco) is the source of this 713-nucleotide messenger RNA. RefSeq names its product protein mago nashi homolog. The record is from RefSeq and is a predicted model, not a curated record. Gene Ontology annotation, cellular component: nucleus; exon-exon junction complex. NCBI's taxonomy places the organism in Eukaryota, Viridiplantae, Streptophyta, Magnoliopsida, Solanales, Solanaceae. Gene Ontology annotation, biological process: RNA splicing.
CGGGGUCAACGGGGACCUAUAAGGGAGAGAGACUCCAUUGACACCGUAUUUUUCACGAAGACAUGGGAGAGAUGGCAGAGAACGACGAGUUUUACCUGAGAUAUUACGUCGGUCACAAGGGAAAAUUCGGGCACGAGUUCUUAGAGUUCGAGUUUAGACCAGAUGGCAAGCUCCGUUAUGCUAACAAUUCAAACUACAAGAACGAUACCAUGAUUCGCAAAGAGGUCUUCCUUACCCCUGCUGUCCUCAAAGAAUGCCGUCGCAUUGUUGCCGAUAGCGAGAUCAUGAAAGAAGAUGAUAACAACUGGCCUGAACCAGAUAGAGUGGGUAGGCAGGAGCUUGAGAUUGUGAUGGGAAAUGAACACAUAUCUUUCACUACAUCUAAGAUUGGUUCGCUAAUGGAUGUUCAGACCAGUAAAGAUCCCGAGGGACUUCGUAUCUUCUAUUAUCUUGUUCAGGAUUUGAAGUGUUUUGUGUUCUCUCUCAUCUCACUCCAUUUCAAGAUCAAGCCUAUUUAACUCAUGCAUUUGACGUGCUGAAAUUUAGCAGGACGUGCUUGGCUUCAUCUUUUAAAUGUGUUGAGUCGUGUAUCCUGGAAGUUAGAGAAGUGAAUUUGUAUGAUGCCGUUGUUCUUUGUUUUGCUUUUGUUGAAUUUAUGGAAUUGGUUGUUUUUUAGACCUUGUUUUGCGAGUAAAGAUAAGUUUUCUGUGUUC